Messenger RNA from Dermacentor silvarum, 798 nucleotides. RefSeq names its product ubiquitin-conjugating enzyme E2 Z. The transcript has a single exon. The record is from RefSeq and is a predicted model, not a curated record. Lineage: Eukaryota; Metazoa; Arthropoda; Arachnida; Ixodida; Ixodidae. Bases 1 to 798 code for a protein of 265 amino acids.
AUGGCGCAUAUCCCGAAAGAAUCGGGCGACGGCACUGCCCCAGUAACCAUCUAUGGUCCCGGGAACCACGAUAUGCGUAGCCCGUCUCCCCUUUGCUUGCUGAGGACCAAGCGGGACCUCGCGGAUCUCGAGGCCAAACCCAUACCCGGUGUGUUCCUCUCGCCGGAGGAAAAGGACGUCACCAAGAUCCACGUUCUUAUGGUGGGUCCCGCCGGCACGCCUUACGAGGGCGGCUUUUUCCACUUGUUCAUCGAGUGCGGCGGUGACUACCCGAUGCAGGCGCCAAGCGUGCGCCUCUUGACCACCGACGCUGGGCGGGUGCAAUUCCACCCGCACAUCUACAGUAACGGGAGGAUUCUUCUGGGCUCAUCCUGGACCCCGGUCCAGAGCAUCGGCAGCUUGCUGGCUUCCAUCUUGUCGCUACUGCGAGCGGACGCCUACAGCGUGGGGAACCUCUCAUCCGAGGCGUACCAGGAAGCCAUUGACCGUUACAACUCGUAUGUGCAGCACGAAACGUUGAGGGUGGCCGUGUGCGACACGGUGGAAGCAUGCCUCCAGGACAAUUCCGCCUACCCACGUGGUUUAGCGGAGCUUAUUAUCCUGCAGAAGUUUGUCGGCUCCUACAGCAGGUACAAGGAGAUCAUCGAGGCCAACUUACACCUCAGCGGCACAGAAAUGAAGUCGUUUACUGGUUUAGUCAAGGGCACCUUUGAGUACGGCACGCUGCUGGCGCGGUUGGAGGAUUUGCUUCAGCGGCUGAAAAGCAAGUACGGCACCAACUCAACCGGCAGUGUUUAG